Molecule: messenger RNA, 653 nt
Organism: Theobroma umbraticum
Lineage: Eukaryota; Viridiplantae; Streptophyta; Magnoliopsida; Malvales; Malvaceae
Source: RefSeq, a predicted model, not a curated record
AAGGUUUUAGUUGAGCAGUAGUGUUUCAUCUACAAAUUUAAAAUUUGAAAACAAAUGGCACCUAGCAGGAGGAUGAGGCAGCAGGCCCCGAAACCAGAAAUGAGCAACAAUGUGAGAGUGAGGCUCCACAUCAAACGAGUGAAAGCGGAGAUGGAAAAGAUACGAGAAGAUCAACAACGCUUAAGAGAGGAGCAAAGCAAAAUAAGAGGAAGGUCUGGAGAGAUUGAAAGUCAAUUGGAUCUCCUCAAAAUGGAAACUGAAAUGAUUAUGAAGCAAACAGCAAGCACUCAAAUUAAGCUCCUUGUCAUGUUCAAGAUCUUGAAAGCCAGGGCAGGUGGCUAUUCCGCUGAAGCUGCUAGGCUCACUCACUUUCUUCGUGAGUAUGUUGCCAAGGAAAGAGCAAAUGCAAGCUUGGUUACAGGGAAGAAGAAACAUCCAUAGAAAACUCCCCAACCCGAAGCAGGCAAAAUAUACGCAAGAGACAUUGCGUGUGGAGGCAAUCAUUAAAACCAGUAUGCUUUUGAUAAGUUGUACUAGCAGCAUGUUUUCCUGCACCCCUCCCCAAGUGAACUUCCUGCCGUAAACGUUUUAAUCUGUUUUCUCCACAAUAAAUUGCCUGUGAAACUAUUUAUAAAUAUUAUGAAACGAGAAGG